UCCCAGCCGGCUGGUGGGCAGGGAGGUGACGGUGGCUUUGAGCGUACAAUGUCGUGGUGGAGAAAAGCGGAGGAGGAGGAUAAGACGGAGGCAGCAGGGGAGGAGGCUGAGCAGCUGGAAGGGGCGGACGAGGACACGGAGGAAGAGAACACGGUCUCCUACUCGCCCUUGUCUCCUCAGAUGUCAAGCUCCGAGCAGGUCCCUGAGCAGAACAAAACAGAGGAGACCUGGCUCUGGGACUGGCUCUCCCCCUUCUCCCUCUUCUUGGGGCUGAACACGCAGGCAGACAGGAAAAGGCUUCCCGGCAACAUGUGUCCUGAGUGCGAGAUCCUGUUCUGCAGGAAGUGUGAGGUGUUACACUACAACCAGGGUUUCAUAGAGCACUGCAUCCUGGGCCAUGGCCAGGAGGAGCCAGAGGGCAGGGGCUCGGGUCUCACCAGCCCCAUUCGGAGUACAGAUUCCAUCAACCUGACUGUUGCUUCAGGGGGAGCAGAAGAUGAAGAAAUAAAGAGAGAAUGAAGUCGCAAUGGUAAAAACUUGUCUUUGUUCCCCCACAAAUCACCUGACUGCAGACAGGCAGAAACUACUUUGGCAUCAGCAUUCACUGGUCCUUGCUCCUAAAAAAGGGUGAAGGGCUGCGUCUACCACUUACCUACCUGUCCCAUGUGCUCUUCCAGAACCCACAUGUGGCCAGUAGUGAUUUUUCAGUAGGACGUUUUUUCAAUUAAACACACAUUUCCACAGAACGCAUCUGUUGUGACUCCA
Molecule: messenger RNA, 765 nt
Organism: Pelodiscus sinensis (Chinese soft-shelled turtle)
Lineage: Eukaryota; Metazoa; Chordata; Testudines; Trionychidae
Source: RefSeq, a predicted model, not a curated record